AUGGUGCUUUCAUUCUCAUUCAUCAUGCCUCUCCGCAAAGAUCCGUCAACUGAUGCCACACCACCAACAAUCCAGGAACAACUCUCCACACUUAUUGCUAUUUCCACUGCUAACCUCCACCAUCUUGAUGUAAUUAUCACACAACUGACCACCAUCAACACCCUCAUGAUCAACAUUCAAAUCGAAACCAUGGCCAAAAUCAUGUCGCCUCCACCUCCGCUCCCACCACAGAAUCAACAACGAAGGCCGCCGCGAUCGCGAUUACCAACAACAAUGCUAUCCACACCGCCAUUGCCACCAUCCCAACGGUCGUUGUCGCCAUAG
Messenger RNA from Lactuca saligna, 324 nucleotides. Lineage: Eukaryota; Viridiplantae; Streptophyta; Magnoliopsida; Asterales; Asteraceae. The record is from the annotation of a GenBank genome assembly.